AACAAAACGUUAGUGUCAACAGCUGCAGUGUUUUUAGCAUUUUGUCGGUUAUUUUCUGGUAUUUUAGAGAAAUUAUUCCUCUGCAGUAUGUCUCAACCGAAUGGCUAUUCGCCGAGCUUCAAGCGACCGGCUGAAAUUAUGCGAAUGAGGAGGAAAAGAACCAGAAGCGACGCCAGUGUGUUCUCCAGCCCGAGCGGACAGGGCUCCACUGUCGGGCAAAGCGACUCUUCGCCGGCAGGAGUUCGGCCUUUCUCCCCGGGGCCGCUUUUUAACACCCAGAGUCGUCCCGGAGGUGGAAUAAAGCGCAGAAAUCCGUUCGCAAACAUUGAGAAUACGUACAGUCCAAGCAAGAAAUGUCUAAUUUACAACGAGGACGGACAUGCAGAAGCUGUGGACCGGUGCAAGAGAAAGAAAUUGACAGAAAAGGAGGGAGAGGAGGAGAUGUCAACAAAGACGGACUGUAAUGCAGCGUUACCCCUCAGUGCGAGGCUGACUGAGGCAGAGAAACACGAACACCAAGAUGUUAACAGCAAGAAAUGUCUAUCUUUCUCUGAAGAUGACUCCUUGUUCGAAGAAGAGGAGGAAGAUGUCGUGAGCCCACUAAUAAAGAGUCCCCAGGCCAUUGCUCCUGCCUCCAUCGCCCCCCCCGUGUGCACAGUGUUUCCCACAGACUGGAGCCUGAAGACGCGCCUCCUCUUCACCUCCCCCCUCACCCUGUCCUGGGCCGAGAACCCCAAAGCUCAGGAGGAGGCCACAGGGCUGAGUCAGCACCUCAGAGCUCACUUCAUCACGCUGCCACACAGCCUGCAGGACCCCCGCUCGUGCUCGGAGCUGCGCUGUGCGUUCCAGCAGAGCCUGGUGUACUGGCAGCACCCCUCCCUGCCCUGGCUCUCCCUGUUCCCCCGCAUCAACGCUGAGAGGAGCUUCACCGGGAAGUGCACCCCGUGGGCCCAGGACCGCGCCCUGCAGCAAAGUCUCAUGAGCGAAUGGUCCGUGAGUCUGUCGUCCCUCUACAGUCUGCUGAAGACCAAGCUGUGUCCGUACUUCUACCUCUGCUCAUAUCAGUUCUCAGUGUUGUUCAGGGCAGCAGGAGUGGGGGGGUCCGGCAGCAUCACAGCCCUCAUCUCUCCCACAACCCGGGGUCUCAGAGAGUCCAUGAAGGCUGAAGGUAUAGAGUUCAGUCUCCCCCUGGUGGAGGACAGGAGAAAGGGCAGGGAGCAGCAGAAGCACCCGGGCGAGGAGGAGGAGGAGCAGGAGUGUUCUGAGCUGAAAGAGGCUGAGGAGCGCGACGGAGAGAAGGACGAAGACAACGACGAUGAAGACGGCAGCUUCUCCUGGCUGAAGGAGAUUGGGGUCCAGGACAAAAUCAAGAAGCCCGACAGCAUCACCAUCCAACUGCAAAAGGAGGGUCAGACCGUGUCUCUGGACCACAAGCCCGAGUCGGUGGUGUGUGUGGAGGGAACACACACCUUCACCCUCAUCAACUUCCUCAUCAACUGCAAGAGUCUGGUGGCUGCGGCGGGCCCCCAGGCCGGGUUACCCCCAACGCUUCUAGCCCCGAACGCUUUCAGAGGAGCCACCAUGCACACACUGAAGGCCCGCAGUGUGAAUGUAAAGAGCCAGAUUGGGGGUUCCUACCAGGACAUCAGCAGUCUGGAGAUCACAGGACCUAUCCUCCCCUCGUCUCUCCACACAAUCACCAACCUCCUCCGGCCGGCACAGAAGGGAAACUUCUCCUCUGCUCUCUACACACACACUCCUACCGCUGUCAUGAACACACACACCACGGAGCAGCAGAGCUCUGCCGGCUCCUCGGACCUGUCUGCCUGUGGCCUCCACCCUGCCUCCAUCCAGCAGCUGAUGCAGCCCUCCACCCUGGGAAAGACUGCUCUGAGCCACAUCAGCAUGAUCAACUACAGCUACACCUGGAGGAGCUGAUGGAGGAGUGAUGGAGCCAUCAGCUGUGAGAGGGGGGAGCACUGCUGUUCGAUCUGCUUCACCUUCUCUUUACAGACACAUCAAAACAAACUGUUUCUGUCCAUACACAUUUUAUUGUAUUUUAAUAUCUAUAUCUGGCAUGUAUUGUGAAUGUGUUUUUAAUGUUGAUCAAUUUAUUUUUUCAUUAAUAUGUUUUUAAAUGUAUUUAAUGACUUGUAAUUCGUUUUUCUUGAUGACGUAUUUUCUGUUUUAUCAAAUAAAAUGAAUGUUGC
Molecule: messenger RNA, 2210 nt
Organism: Trematomus bernacchii (emerald rockcod)
Lineage: Eukaryota; Metazoa; Chordata; Actinopteri; Perciformes; Nototheniidae
Product: protein downstream neighbor of son homolog
Biological process (GO): nuclear DNA replication
Cellular component (GO): nucleus
Source: RefSeq, a predicted model, not a curated record